Molecule: messenger RNA, 1581 nt
Organism: Penicillium lagena
Lineage: Eukaryota; Fungi; Ascomycota; Eurotiomycetes; Eurotiales; Aspergillaceae
Product: carboxylesterase/lipase family protein
Exons: 1
Coding region: 1-1581 (526 amino acids)
Molecular function (GO): cholinesterase activity
Source: RefSeq, a predicted model, not a curated record
AUGCGAUUUUCAUUACUUCUGCUCGCUGGGUUGGCACCAACCAGUAUUGCCUCUUCGGUUGACUCUACUGUCAAAACCAGCAGCGGAACUGUAAAAGGCACUGCACGUGAUUUAAAGGGAAUUUUGUCCUUUAAGGGCAUUCCUUUUGCAGCGCCCCCUACAGGAGAAUACCGAUGGAAAGCGCCUCGACCAGCUUUACCAUUCAACGGCACACACAACGCGAAUUCUUAUGGCCCCAGCUGCUACAAUGCAUUUUUAGACGGUACAAACUUAACGCCCCCUAGUGAGGACUGUCUGAGUCUCAAUAUCUGGACCGGUGCUUCAACUGCCACUGAAAAACGACCCGUUAUGAUUUGGAUUUACGGGGGAGGCUUUGAAUUCGGAAGCUCAGCAAAGACUGCCUAUGAUGGAACUGCACUCGCUUGUGAGGGUGUAAUUGUAGUGACCUUCAAUUACCGUGUCGGAGUGCUUGGAUUCCUGGCAUUGGAAGAGCUUGACGAGGAGGGCGGCCAGUCCGGUAACUUUGGGUUACAGGAUCAACUGGCUGCUAUACGCUGGGUGAAAAAAAAUAUUGCUUCUUUCGGAGGUGAUCCAGAUAACAUUACUAUCUGGGGUGAAUCGGCCGGCGCGCACUCAGUGGGUAUACUAAUGGCAUCUCCUCUCUCGAAUGGUCUCUUUCACAAAGCCAUAAUGGAAAGCGGUUCAUACUGGGAUAGCGAGCAUGGGUCUCUGAGAACCUACUCAGAAGCCCGAUUGCAAGGAGCAUCUUUUGAGGCUAAACUAGGCGUCAAGUCCGUGCAUCAACUUCGUGCACUUUCAGCUGAUAUUGUCAAUAAUGCCGCCCCUUGGAAUGAAAGUACCGACCCGGGUAUCACGGCCUUCGCUCCUAGUAUCGACAAGUACGUUAUUCCUGAUUAUCCAGGGAAAAUAUUCGAUUUAGGUCAAACUCAGAAAGUUCCCCUAUUGGCUGGUUUCAAUGCCGGCGAAGACUUGGCUUUCUUGCCGCGGGCGUUGCCGCAUAGCAAUCCGACACAAUUCCGCGACUCAGCAGAGGUUCUUUUUGGGAAUCGCGUGUCAGAAUUUCUCCAGCUUUAUUUGACAGAUACCCAGCUACAAGUUAACGAGUCCGCGGAUAUUCUCGUGGGGGAUCUAGUCAUCAGUGAACAAACUUUCGAAGCAAUCGAUAGACAAGCACGGGCCAGUGGUCAAAAAGUCCACGCCUACUACUACAACUACACUUCUCCUUAUUCUCCUGCCCCGGCCCAUUCUGCGGAAGUGGCUUUUGUUUUCGGAAAUCUAGUCCCAAGCAACGCCGCGUCCUCUACGGCAUCCGCUGCGGAUAAAGCCUUCUCAAAAAAACUGAGGACUCUGUGGACGAACUUUGCCAAAACUGGUGACCCAAAUGGUCAUGGAUUGCCUCAAUGGCCUCAAUAUAUUGGAAAGGGCGCUGAUUUUAUGGUAAUUGGAAACACGAUUGGUGCAAUUGAGAACCCGAGGCUGGAUCAGUUGGACUUCAUAAAGUCUUUUAGGGCAGAAGGGGCUCUGCCUUCGAGUUGGCGUCAUGAUUUUGUCGACAAUUAG